AUGUCUGCUAUCUCUAUCUUGAAUUUCAAUAGUUCCAGAUUUACUCUCACUGGUUUUCCUGGCUUAGAAGUUGACUACCUCUGGCUCUCCAUCCCUUUCGCCUCCAUUUAUGCCAUGGUUUUCCUGGGGAACUGCAUGGUGCUCCACGUGAUCAGGACUGAGCCGAGCCUGCACCAGCCCAUGUUCUACUUCCUGGCCAUGCUGGCCCUCACUGACCUGUGUGUGGGGCUCUCCACCGUGCACACAGUGCUGGGAAUCCUAUGGGGGGUCAUUCAAGAGAUCAGCCUGGAUUCCUGCAUUGCCCAGUCCUAUUUCAUCCACGGUCUGUCCUUCAUGGAGUCCUCUGUCCUCCUCACUAUGGCUUUUGACCGCUACAUUGCCAUUUGCAAUCCACUACGCUAUUCUUCCAUCCUAACUAAUGACAAAAUCAUGAAGAUUGGGGUGGCAAUCUUAUGUAGGAGUUCUAUGCUCAUACCUCCAGUCAUUAUUCGCCUAAAGUUCUUAAAUUAUUGUCACCCCCACAUCCUUUCUCACUCUUUCUGCCUGCACCAAGACUUAAUUCGAAUGGCCUGUUCAAACAUCCGCUUCAAUAGCAUCUAUGGUCUGGCCCUGGUGGUCAGCAACCUGUUGUUGGAUGCAGUGCUCAUCAUUAUCUCCUAUAUCAUGAUCUUGCAUGCAGUCUUAGCAAUUGCAUCACGAGAAGAGAGAAUCAAGUCUUUGCAGACCUGUGUAUCUCACAUCUGUGCGGUUUUAGUUUUUUACAUCCCAAUUAUUGGUCUGACCAUGGUUCAUCGUUUUGGCAGACAUCUCUCACCCUGGGUUCAUGUUCUCAUGGGCAAUGUCUAUAUUCUUUUCCCACCCUUGAUGAACCCCAUUAUUUAUAGUAUCAAGACCCAGCAAAUACGAAGAAGAGUCCAGAGACUGUUUUACUUGACAAAAUAUGGCCCGUGUGGUUCCUUUUGUCCUGGUCUCUGUCCCGCUCACAGGUUUCAUCACAGAACUUGUGUUACCUCCAUGGUCACACCCCUCACAUGUAAAAUCACAUUCAGACGCUCCUGCUUCCCCAUCUCUGGGACUUCCUUCACGCCGUGUCCACACUCCGGGACUUCCUUCACACCGUGUCCACACUCCGGGACUUCCUUCACCCUGUGUCCAUCCUCCGGGACUGCCUUCACGCCGUGUCCGUCCUCCGCGACUGCCUCUUCACGCCGUGUCCGUCCUCCACGACUGCCUCUUCACGCCGUGUCCAUCCUCGGGGACUUCCUUCACGGGGUGCCCAGCCUCCGGGACUUCAUUCACCCCGUGCCCGUCCUCCGGGACUCCCUUCACGCCGUGCCCGCCCUCUGGGACUUCCUUCACGCUGUGUCCAUCCUCCAUGCCACUUGCACCACUCUUUCAUCUCUUGGCUCCUAUUAG
This is a messenger RNA of Odocoileus virginianus texanus, 1416 nucleotides long. NCBI's taxonomy places the organism in Eukaryota, Metazoa, Chordata, Mammalia, Artiodactyla, Cervidae. The record is from RefSeq and is a predicted model, not a curated record.